AUGUACCUUAGUACCCCAGAUCUGAAGAUGGAAGAACAGUCCUCGACUAAUGCCGCCGGCAACACAAAGCCGGCGUCGCUGCCCUUGCAAGAGCACCAGGAGUCAAACUAUCCUAACAUGUGGGGUGAUCAUGGAAACCUUACGGGGAUUGUCUGGUCCAGCCCCUCCAUGGAUGUUGCGAGCUACGCAACUGGUAGUAUCAGCCUCCAAGGUAACGAGCAGAACAUGAUCAUGUCUCACGGUAAUGAACCUCAAGACAUGCACUUGUCGAUCCGUCAUGAUGAAGCCAUUGAUAGAGGUACCCCCAACAACGGAGGCACUCAUACCCAAAACAAUGGAGUCACUCAUACCUCCACCGACAACAAUGGGUUCACUUACACUCACCAAGACGGAUCAACUCAUAUCCCCCUCAACCAAGGCGCCCAUACCCACAACAACGGAGUCACCUAUGACUAUAACAGUGGAUUCACUCACAUCCACAACAACGAUUCCACUCACAAUCACCCUAACGGUGUCACUUACACCCACCACGACGGAGUCAACUAUAACUACAACAACGUUGAGGUAGCAACUCACACCCCCCACAAUGGAGUCGCCCAUCACCAAAACAACGGAUUCAUUCACAUCCACAACAACGAUACGCAAACCCACCACAACGGAGUCAACCAUAACUACAACAAUGUAGCCACUCAUAUCCCCCAAAACGGAGUCAACCAUAACUACAACAACGUAGCCACUCACACCUACUACAACGGAGUCAUUCAGAAUCACCACGACGGAGUCAACCGUAACUUCAACAACGGAGUUACUCAUACCCCCAACAACGAUUCCUGUUACACCCACCACAACGGAGGCACUCAUACCCCCCACGACGGAGUCAUCCAUAAUUACAAUAACGUAGCCACUCACACGCCCACCAACGGAUUCGCUCACGUCCACAACAACGGAGUUACUCACAAUCACGACAACAAUAUCGCUAACAUCCACCAGAACGGAAUCAUCCCUCCCAAUCCAGGCUUAAGCAACAACCGCGUUCAGCGCCCGCCCAUUAUUAUCACCGACAAGUGCCACAAAUGCGCUUUACCCGCCUAG
This is a messenger RNA of Neurospora tetrasperma FGSC 2508, 1092 nucleotides long. RefSeq lists its product as uncharacterized. Lineage: Eukaryota; Fungi; Ascomycota; Sordariomycetes; Sordariales; Sordariaceae. The record is from RefSeq and is a predicted model, not a curated record. Bases 1 to 1092 code for a protein of 363 amino acids. The transcript has a single exon.